Molecule: messenger RNA, 1056 nt
Organism: Paramecium pentaurelia
Lineage: Eukaryota; Ciliophora; Oligohymenophorea; Peniculida; Parameciidae
Source: the annotation of a GenBank genome assembly
AUGAAUAUUUUAAAUAAAUUAUCACCACAGUUUAAGGAAUUUCUUUAAGAAGAAGGAAUCGAUGAGGAAAUCUUUUUAUUUGAAUAAACACUACGGUAUGUUCGAAUAAAGCCAGAUUAUUAGAUUACUUUUGAAUAACUUUAACAACAAGUAUCAUUCUCAAUGCAACCUAUUCAUGAAAUUCCAAAAUUAUAUUCUCUUCCAGCAAAUCAAAAAAUCAAUAAUCUCUAAUUGUAUAAAAAUGGUCAUUUAUAUGGGAUUGAUAAAUCAAGUGCCGCAGUAGUUUAUUCAUUAGACAUCAAUAAAGAUGAUAUUAAUGUAUUGGAAAUCUGCUGUGCCCCAGGAGCUAAAUUAACUUUUAUAGCUGAUUUAUUAAGAGUAGAAACUGAAAAAGAUGGAAUUUAAAGAAAAGUUUUUGGUGUUGACAUUUCAUAAAACAGAUUAAAUAUUACUCAAUCAAUAGUUAAUAAAUAUAAGUUGGAAAAAUAUGUUGAAUUGAUAUUAUAGGAUGGAACAAAAUAUAAAAAUUAAAUAUAGUUUGAUAAAGUCUUAAUUGACGCCGAAUGCACACAUGAGGGUAGUAUUAAACAUCUAAAAAAAUACAUAUAAAAACCUAUGCACGAAUAAAAUUCUAAAAAACAAUAGAAAAAUAAUAAAGCUUCUAAAAAAUAAUUGUAAAAAAAUUACACAAACACCUAUACAACUGAAUAGACCAAAGCAAAUGAAUGGACAGAAGAGGAUUUUAACAGCAGAUUUUUAGAUUAAAAGAAAUUAUAACAAAUAUAUGAUUUAUAAUUUUCUUUAUUAGAAAAUGGAUACAAACUUCUAAAAUAAAAUGGAAUUUUAAUUUAUAGCACUUGCUCCUUUUCAUAAAAGCAGAAUGAAGAUCAAAUUAUUAAAUUCUUAGAGUAAAAUAAUGAUGCCAUUUUAGUACAUCCAUUUUAUGGCAUGCAAGAAUAAUAAUGUAAAUCCGGCUAAAUAUUUAAUACAGUUAGAUUUGAUCCAAAAGUAUCAAAUACUGGUGGUAUGUUCAUUGCAAAAAUUAAAAAAUUAUGA